CCCACGGUUCGCCUGGCUGUGGGCUUGCCUGCACUAUGCUGCAUCUGUGCCACGGUGAUCAUCUAUCUAAAAGAUCUGGGGCGGAGCGAGGUGUGUUUGGGCUGUUUGGUCAGCUCCAACGAGGGGGUGACGAGGCUGUGCAGGCCAUCUCGAGACCACAUCUCGAAACAUUCUGGAAUGCUUCCGCGGGCUGUCAGGGCGGGCUGUCAGGGCUGUGCCUCUAGGCUUCAGGCCUGUCAGAAUGCACGACAAAAUACACUUGGCCUGCACAUCCGCUCCAAUCCUCACCAACCUCAAUCGUCUCCUUCCUCCUGUCCAUCCUCAAUGUCACCUCACAAUCCAUCACCACCACCCUGACUGCCCCAGAUUUGGAGCAUUUCAGAUCCUUCACGCCACCCAUAUCACCCGAGACAGGGACGUCUUACUCGAGCACAGGUCGGCCAGCCGGCUCAGCCCCGUCCACCCGUCGCUCCUCGACCAAUGGCGCCCCAUUCCGGCGACAAGAGUCUCUUGGACAGACUGAAUGCGUUGAAGCCCACCAGCGUCAACCUUGACCGCUCUACCAACGCCCUGGACAUUCCCACAACCGGAACCGACCACGCCUCCUCUGCCGCCGAGCCCCUGUCCAGGGAGGAUGCCCUGACGGAACGGCUCCGGUCUCUGCGGAACCGGGGGGACAACCACGAUCCCCCUCCGCCAUACUCCCCAUCGCCACCCGCCACACGCCCACAGCCACAGCCUCCGUCUGCUGUCCGAGCCACGGGACUAUCCUCGCCCGGGGUAGGGACCGUGAGCAGCCGCCGAUCUGAUGAUGCCGCCGAGGGAGGUAGCCAGUCCUCUGGCGACUAUGACCACUACUUCGAUGACGUCCUGCAGCCCCUCGACCUGGACGAGGACGUCUCGGACUCGGAUGGCGGCGGGGGGCCGUCGAGGCGCGUAGAGGACCUCCUGGCCAGGCUCAAGGCGGCCCCGGGGGCGGCGGCGGCACGGCCUCCCCUCCCUGCCGGGGACAACAAACCCGACCAGUCCGACGAUGACUCCGAGGGCGAGGCCAUGUCGCACGAGGUGGAAGAUGUAAUCUCCCGCGCCAUGGACGCGCUGGAUCUCGACGGGCCCCGGGGCGGAGACUCCGGGGCGGGCGGUGGUGAUGGUGACGGCGAUGCGCUCGCGCUCCCGACCGUACCGCAGGACGCGGCCGACGAGGGCCAGGAGGACACCGCCUCCUCCUCGUCACAAAAGCCCCGACCACCAGCAGGGCGCACCAACAACGACGACACAACCGCGGCGGGCCUGUCCCUCCCGACAGUCCCCACGGCCCUGGUCGACCCGGCCCCAACCUCAGGCGCCAUCCCCAACCCCAGCGGCAGCAGCGACCCCUUCGAGUCCUCGAUAGAGGCCCGGCUCGCGGCGCUCAAGGGCGCCGGCGCGCCCAUCAUCCGCACCGACGCGCUGGGCCUCCCCUCGGCGCCGACGUUCCGGCCCGAGGACAACCGGGGCGCGUCACGCGCGGCGGGGCCGGGGAAGGGCUACACGGACGCCGACCAGAAGACGUGGUGCAUCGUGUGCCUCGAGGACGCGACCGUCCGGUGCCUGGGCUGCGCCGAGGACGGCAGCGGCGUCGGGGAGGUCUACUGCGCGCGGUGCUGGAGGGAGAUGCACGUUGGGCCGUCGGCUGGGUAUGAUGAGCGGGGGCAUGCCUGGGAGAAGUUCGAUCCCAGAAGGCUCUGAGGGGUGGAGGGGGUGUCAGGCGAGCAGGAUGCGUGUAAGUCGCGUAGGAGGUCACGCGGUUAGGUGCAUCCUAGAAGCUUGUCGGGCCUAUACUUAUAGUCACUACUAGCAUUCAUAUAAAGUGGAUUAAUACAGUC
Diaporthe batatas is the source of this 1865-nucleotide messenger RNA. RefSeq lists its product as uncharacterized. The transcript is spliced from 2 exons. The record is from RefSeq and is a predicted model, not a curated record. NCBI's taxonomy places the organism in Eukaryota, Fungi, Ascomycota, Sordariomycetes, Diaporthales, Diaporthaceae. Bases 481 to 1728 code for a protein of 415 amino acids.